UGGUUGCCGUGGCUCAGACAGAGAGGAGGCGUGCGAGCAGUCAAGAGCGCUCCAGCAGGAACCGCAUCACUUGACAGUAGCGGUGAAGAGGCAAUAACUUCACACAAGUUGACGCUGUUGACUUUUUUUUUUUUGGGUCCCACCCCCCACCCUCUUCCAUAAUGGCUGAUCACCACCUUUUACAUUAUAACGACUCAGCCGGGGUCGGCAACAAAUUCGCCCGCAAAGGUGCUUUGCGGCAGAAAAACGUGCACGAAGUGAAAAACCACAAAUUCACCGCCAGGUUUUUCAAGCAGCCGACCUUCUGCAGCCACUGUACGGACUUCAUAUGGGGAUUCGGCAAACAGGGCUUCCAAUGCCAAGUGUGCUGCUUUGUAGUUCACAAACGCUGCCACGAGUUUGUCACCUUCUCCUGCCCCGGAGCCGACAAAGGUCCCGACACAGACGAUCCCCGAAGCAAGCACAAGUUCAAGAUCCACUCCUACGGCAGCCCCACCUUCUGCGACCACUGCGGCUCGCUGCUCUACGGCCUCAUCCACCAGGGCAUGAAAUGUGACACCUGUGACAUGAACGUGCACAAGCAGUGCGUGGUCAACGUGCCGAGCCUGUGCGGGACCGACCACACCGAGCGCCGGGGUCGCCUCUUCCUCAAGAUCGAAGUCGGCGGCGACAGGCUACACGUCACAGUGGGCGAAGCCAGGAACCUGAUCCCCAUGGAUCCCAACGGUUCAUCGGACCCUUAUGUCAAACUCAAGCUCAUCCCCGAUCCAAAGAACGAAACCAAACAGAAGACCAGGACCAUCCGUUCAUCCCUGAACCCAUGCUGGAACGAGUCCUUCACCUUUAAGCUGAAAGUGUCGGACAAGGACCGCCGACUGUCCAUCGAGGUGUGGGACUGGGACCGGACCACCAGGAACGACUUCAUGGGCUCCAUGUCGUUCGGAGUGUCCGAGCUGAUGAAAGCGCACACGUGCGGCUGGUACAAGUUGCUGAACCAAGAGGAAGGCGAGUACUACAACGUACCCAUCCCGGAGGUGGACGAGGUGGAUUUGGAGCUCCGACAAAAGUUUGAGAAAGCCAAGAUGGGCCACGGCAAGAAAGUCAUCACGCCUUCGGACCACCGGCGUUUCAGCUUCCCGUCGGGCAACGCCGAGCGUCUGCGCCUAAGCGACUUCAACUUCCUGGCCCUGCUGGGCAAAGGCAGCUUCGGCAAGGUGAUGCUGGCCGAGAUGAAGUCUACCGAGGAGCUGUACGCCAUCAAGAUCCUGAAGAAGGACGUGGUCAUUCAGGACGAUGACGUGGAAUGCACCAUGGUGGAGAAGAGGGUGCUGGCGCAGAGGGACAAGCCGCCCUUCCUCACGCAGCUCCACUCCUGCUUCCAGACCGUGGAUCGCCUUUACUUUGUAAUGGAGUACAUCAACGGAGGAGACCUCAUGUAUCAUAUUCAGCGGAUGGGCAAGUUCAAGGAGCCACAGGCCGUGUUUUAUGCAGCCGAGAUCGCUGUCGGGCUAUUUUUCUUGCACCGGAAAGGAAUCAUCUAUAGAGACCUGAAGCUUGACAACGUGAUGCUGGACUCGGAGGGCCACAUCAAGAUCGCCGACUUUGGCAUGUGCAAGGAGAACAUGUACGAGGGCAUGUCCACGCGCACCUUCUGUGGCACGCCUGACUAUAUUGCACCAGAGAUCAUUGCCUACCAGCCGUACAGCAAGUCAGUGGACUGGUGGGCAUAUGGAGUUCUGCUCUACGAGAUGCUGGCAGGACAGCCGCCGUUCGACGGCGAGGAUGAGGACGAGCUCUUCCAGUCCAUCAUGGAGCACAACGUGUCCUACCCCAAGUCCAUGUCCAAAGAAGCCGUGUCCAUCUGCAAAGGGCUGAUGACUAAACACCCGUCCAAGCGGCUGGGCUGCGGGCCCGAGGGCGAGCGGGACAUUCGGGAGCAGGCCUUCUUCCGCCGCAUCGACUGGGUGCGACUGGCCAACAAGGAGAUUCAGCCACCCUUCAAGCCCAAAGUGGGCGGCAAGGGAGCGGAGAACUUUGACAAGUUCUUCACGCGCACGCAGCCCAUGCUGACGCCGCCCGACCAGAUGAUGAUUGCCAACAUCGACCAGAGCGAGUUUGCCGGCUUCUCCUACAUGAACCCACAGUUUGUCCACCCGUCACUGCACAGCGUGGUAUGAGCCGGCGCCGCUCUGGACCGCCUUGGACGGGCCGGCCGGCCCCUUCUACCCCUGUCUUGUCCUCUAAAGUUCCGACAGCUAGCUGUCACUUCUGCAUGAUGUGACUGAGGAGCAAGCUCCCCGUGAAGCCCCCCCCCCCCCAGACUCACUCCUUGUGCUUUCGCCACUGGCCCGCCUCCCUCGUGCCACAAUGCACGACAAGUACGACCUGUGUCGACUUUGGGGAUUUCAAAAGAAGAACACUGGCGCCAAAGUACAAGUGGCCAAACAUUAUGAGGGGUCGCACUUUGAAUGGAAUGAGCACGGGCUGCCCGGCAGGUUUUGGGCCCAUUACGCGGCGCUGUCGAUCAAUCCAGCUCCAAGAAGCUCUUUCCUUAAGCUGCUGCAUGCCGACCUGGCAACUCUGCGCCAGCUUUCCCGUUGUCAAACUCGUACGUGUAAAGUUGAGCACCACAAAACGUACGGCGUAUGUUUGAAGCCGCCUGUGUUUGUUGUACGUGCGCCAUCCCCAUUCAACACUUUUGCCUACAAAAAGCUUUUAUACCAACAACUGAAUGUGCUUGGACACCCCCGACCGCCCCCUCGCCUUUCCCCUCGCCGUCAUCGAGGUGAGAUUUGGCUUUGCGGUCACAUUUCCUCUCCAUCGUGGAGCUCCUCAAACGUUUUACAAGUCCCAAAACACUCGGCAGUCCAAGUAGCAGCAGUCAAGCAUUGUGAAAAUACGCUCGUGUCGUGGGCCAACAUGUGGACUGGAGAGCGGGUUGGGGCCGUGUGCAUGUGUGUGAGGCGAGGCGUGUUCCAAGCAUGAACAAGAACCUCUGCAUGACGCAGUGCACACUUGUUUGUCACUCCACAUUUGGAUCGAAUUGCUUCUGUUGCCAAAAGUGCGUCGCCUCGCUUGCGCUCAAUUCUGUCGGCUGGAGUUCUUGGAUUCCACCUGACUUGAACGGCUGCCAAAUUUCACCCCAAUUCACUCGCAUUCAGUAUUGGAGAACGUUGACGUGUCUCACAUUGAGAAUCGGGAUGGGAGGAGCUCGUCAAAUGGGCAGAGAAUAUUCUUUUUUAGGCCUAUGUGUCAAAAUGGAACAACUCGAAGCUUCCGUGUGUAUUUUAAACAAUGACAUUCCCGAGCUACAGACGAAGUUUUGCCAGAGUUGGAAGCACGGCCAUGAUUGUUUGUUUGUUUCUUGCCGACUCGUCUUGGUGUUCCUCUCGUCUUUGCUCUAUGGCAGGGGUGUCAAACUCAUUUUUUUCGCGGGCC
Molecule: messenger RNA, 3438 nt
Organism: Syngnathus acus (greater pipefish)
Lineage: Eukaryota; Metazoa; Chordata; Actinopteri; Syngnathiformes; Syngnathidae
Product: protein kinase C alpha type
Exons: 16
Coding region: 162-2177 (671 amino acids)
Biological process (GO): protein phosphorylation
Molecular function (GO): diacylglycerol-dependent serine/threonine kinase activity; ATP binding; zinc ion binding
Source: RefSeq, a predicted model, not a curated record